Dibothriocephalus latus is the source of this 1038-nucleotide messenger RNA. The record is from the annotation of a GenBank genome assembly. Lineage: Eukaryota; Metazoa; Platyhelminthes; Cestoda; Diphyllobothriidea; Diphyllobothriidae.
AUGUGUGAUGAUCACCGCGGCCCACAAUUUCAACCGUCGUGUCCCAUCGCUGCAGCAUGGGUUGCUAACUCCGACUUUGGAUCCAACCUCCCCAAGGAACUACGAUUCCAGAUCGAAGAGUAUGAGUUAGACAAUGCUACUGCAGUAGAUGAGUUUGUCCUCCUCAUGAAGAUGGUCAGUACCACUCUGCUGCUCGGCCUCCUUGUUGCCAUUCUGUGUCCCCUCUGCACCAUGAUCGCAGAUCAUCGCUACGAGAAGCGGAAGUUGCAGAAGCAUCGAGAAAAGCAGAAGGCCAUCGAAAGCUUGCUAACUCUCAAACUAGAUGUGGAGAAGGAGGCGAAGGCUAGAACAGCAGCAGCGACGGAAAAUGCCGAUGAAGGCGAACGGGCGACCGCACCUUCAGUUUCCAGGCACACGCGUAGCGCACGCCAAUCGAUGGCCAUGAUCAGCGAUAUUAUGCGAGCGCAGGCGCUAAAAAGGGCCAGCAGUCAUACCCUGGGUGAAGUUGGGCCUAGAGGCCGCCCUACGGAGGCUAUGGGCGGCAAUACAAGCGAAAAAACAAUGUCAGGCCGCAAGACAGAAUUCCUCUUACUUCUCGUCUCCCAGCUACUCCUUCUGUUUCUGCUUAUCGUAUUCCUAUUCCACCUACCCUUCCUCCUUCUCCUCCCUCCCCACUGCCUCCUACCUCCCACUCCUGCCCUUAAUUCCCCAUCCCCUUCUGAUCUUGAUCUCUUCCUGUUCAUCCCCGACUCGCCAACUUGCCCCGCCUCCUCCUCUUCCGGCCCGUCAUACUUUAAAUUUGUGCUUAGUCGAUUUUCUCUAAACACCAUGACCCUGCGCGUCCUUUUAUCUUUUACUCCAAGUGAUGAGAUGUUGGAGAACAGGCCCGAAAGGAAAAGCAGCUAUUGCAGGGUCUCCCUCGCCUCAGAAAGUCACCCCCUCCCUCGGCAUGGGGAUACAACGUCCAACCAGAACUUUCGAACUCACAUAAUGCAGCCAUCAAACCACCGCUCCGACAGUGCAUUUGACCGCCGAUGA